Molecule: messenger RNA, 992 nt
Organism: Notothenia coriiceps (black rockcod)
Lineage: Eukaryota; Metazoa; Chordata; Actinopteri; Perciformes; Nototheniidae
Product: amine sulfotransferase-like
Exons: 4
Coding region: 291-956 (221 amino acids)
Molecular function (GO): sulfotransferase activity
Source: RefSeq, a predicted model, not a curated record
AAAAAUUAUUUUAGCCAUGAACAGGCACAAUGAUAUGUAAGGAAUGAAACUGCCAUUUCAUUUUGGUGCAAAAAAAUGCACUUCACAGGGCCUUUAAGUACAAGUCCCUCAAAAUUGCACUAAUGUGCAGUCCUUGAGUAAACCUACUUAGUUACUUUACACCACUGGUAUGUACACAUGAAUCUCCGUCUUUUUGUGUGCUGCGAAUAGAUUGGGGCGUCAAAUGAUCAGUUAGAGCAGAGUGUACUCUGAAAACAGUCCCUGGACAGAGCUCACUCUCUCUCUGUGCGAUGUGUGUGUCAGGGACCAUCUGGAUGCAGCAGAUCUUGCUGCUCCUCGAAGCUAAGGGAGACCUGGCAGCCAUCAGCGGGCUCAGCAGCUCCUCCAACGCUGAUCUCAUCCCCUGGAUUGAGGUGAAUGGCAGCAGGCAGACGUUCAUCACGGCGCCCUCCCCCAGGAUGAGGGUCACCCACCUGCAGUACCAGUUCAUGCCUUCCGCUCUGAGCCAGAAGAAGGGCAAGGUGAUCUACGUGGCAAGAAAUCCCAAAGACGUCCUUGUAUCUUACUUCUACUUCCAUAAGCUCGCAAACAUGUUGGAAACCCCGAAGGAUUUCGAUGACUUCUUCGAGAAAUUCAUGAGAGGAGAUGUGUUUGGGUGCAGCUGGUUUGAGCACGUUAAGACUUGGUACUCGCAUAAGGAUGAUAUGAACAUGUUGUUCAUUACUUAUGAAGAAAUGAUUCAAGACCUGCAUUCAGCAGUGCAGAGGAUCUCUGUGUUCCUGGAGAAAGAGCUGAAUCCUGAGCAGCUGGCCAACGUGGUGAAACACAGUACCUUCAACAACAUGAAGAAGAUCCCUAAGGCCAACUACGAGCAGGUUCCAGAUGACCUGUUCAGCCACCACAAGGGAAGAUUCAUGAGGAAAGGUAAGAGUGUGUACGGCGGAAGGUGCAGGUAGCAGAUGACCUGAGCAGCAAAGAAUUUAGGGCACACU